Molecule: messenger RNA, 2490 nt
Organism: Actinia tenebrosa (Australian red waratah sea anemone)
Lineage: Eukaryota; Metazoa; Cnidaria; Anthozoa; Actiniaria; Actiniidae
Source: RefSeq, a predicted model, not a curated record
AUGAGUUUGAAGUCAUUCGGGCCUAACCCCAGGGUUAGAGGAGCUGAGAACUUAUCCAGAGUUAAAGAAGUUACCAAAUCAUUCAAUCACAUAAGUUGCGACAAGAUUCGGAUUAGAUACCUUGAUGACGAGGGCUGUUAUGUCAACUUCGAAGAAACGCUUAUGAGCGAACUCUUCAGGUGUGCCCAGGACGUUCAUGGGGCAAACUGGAAGAGAAUUAAUCUACAAGCAGAAGUCUGGCAUUCACCCGCGCCCUUCAAGAGAAAGGACGAAGAAAACCAAAAUCUGCCUGAGCCGAAGAAAUUAGCUAAACGACAGCUUGCCAAUAGCACUACUUCCAAUAGUAAUUUACAAAGCGAGCUUUAUAGAUCUCCUGUUGAAAAUCUUAUUCGUUCCAAGAAAGAAAACAUCAAAAAACAAGAUGGAAUUGCAGACCUUGGUCAGGGUGUCGAGGACUUGUUACGGUCUUCGGGUAAACAAACCACUGACAAGACAAAUAAGCAAGACAAUGAAAUCUUGAAUAAGGUGUCACAGGAGCUUGAUGCCGACGAAGCGUGCGGGCCAGAUGUAAGUGAAAAGCUUGCCUCAGUCGUAAACAAAAUGCUGCGCACAAAACGGAUUGAAGAUAAACUGAAAGAAAAGCAGCAGCAAUACCUACGACCUCAAAAUYGUGAAAACCUGGUUGUAACUCGAGUAAAUGCAGAAAUCUGGGCGAAAUUACAAGCGAAAACCAGGUCUAGGGAUAUUCGUCUCCAAAAAGUGCAAGCUUUGCUUCUCAAAGGGCUAAUGCCAAUUACUCAGGUAACAAAUCAUCUUUUGAACACAGAUGUAUCGCAGUUCUCUGAGACCAAGAAAGAUGAAAUCAUUCGUUCAACUCUUGACGCCGUUUCUCUAUUGUCACAAGCUAAUCAUGAGCUUACUCAACAGCGAAGGGAACUUAUCAAGCCUGACUUGAAUGAACAAUACCAGCAAAUUUGUGCAGAACAUGUGCCUUGUACAGGGCAGUUGCUCGGUGAUGAACUUCACAAGACCUUGCAGGAAAUUACAGCCACUAACAGAGUGAGCCAGAAGGUGUCAGACAGCAUAAUAACUAUAAUAAGAGAUACCGCUCAAAAAAACAAUCGGGGAAGGGAUGAUGGCAAAACUAUUGCCCAUCAGGCAGGCAGACUAAGGUAUUAUCUGGAUUCUUGGAGGAAACUCUCAAGUGAUAAAUGGUUACUUGAGUCUGUUCAAGGUGUAAAAAUUGAAUACACCCAUACUCCUUGUCAAAGCAAAACCCCAAAAGAGUCAGUUUUUUCUGAUCAAGAGGCCCUUAUUGUGGACUCUGAGAUAUCAAUGCUUCUACAAAAGGGAGUUAUUAUAAGGUCUCAGCAUGAACCAGGAGAAUUUCUAUCAAAAAUCUUUCUCAGACCCAAAAAGGAUGGGAGGUACAGAAUGAUUCUGAAUUUAAAAAAGCUAAAUUCCUUUGUUGAGUAUCAUCAUUUUAAAAUGGAUACAAUCCAUACAGCCAUCCAACUUAUCAGGAAAAACUGUUUCAUGGCUUCUAUUGACUUAUCUGAUGCAUACUACUCUGUACCUGUGGCCAAAGACCACCAAAAGUAUUUAAAAUUUAGUUGGAGAUCCAAAAUUUAUCAGUUUACCUGCCUGCCCAAUGGCCUUGCCUCAGCCCCUCGAAUAUUUACUAAGCUGUUAAAACCAGUAUAUGCCAACCUCCGUGGCAGGGGCCUUAUAUCAUUUGGAUACAUUGACGACUCCUACUUGCAAGGAGAUGAUUUUGAAGAAUGUACCAGAAAUGUUAAUGCCACAAGGGCAUUAUUCACAAGUAUAGGAUUUGUAAUCAAUGAAUCCAAAUCAGUAAUGACUCCAACUCAGAGGCUUACACUACUGGGUUUUGUACUUGAUACAGUCAAUAUGAUAAUUUCUUUGACUGAUAAAAGAAUGAAAAGAUUGAAAGAGGACUCUGUAAUGCUACUCGAAAAUCUUAAACCCUCCAUUCAGGAAGUGGCCCAUGUAGUUGGUACAAUGGUCUCCACUUUCCCAGCUGUCAGAUAUGCACCCCUGUUCUAUAGGAUUUUAGACAUUGAAAAAGCUAAUGCUCUAAAGCUUAGCAAGGGCGAUUUUGAUGCCAGAAUGCAUUUAUCUGACAAAGCUAAGUCAGACCUUUCUUGGUGGAUUACCAACAUAGGAAAGGCAUUUAAACCAAUAAGUAUGGGCACCCCUAUGCACACUCUGCAGUCUGAUGCCUCAAAGCCUGGUUGGGGAACUCAUUUUAGGGGAAUCAGAACAGGAGGGCGCUGGUCUGAAACAGAGUCCCUUUCUCAUAUAAAUUGUUUAGAGUUAAAGGUGUUGGGUUCCCUGUGUUAUUGUUACAAGCUUGUAACCAAACAUAUGUUAGUUGAUUUAUUACAUGCGGACUCAGAUAGGGGACGCUUGUCGAAUAAAAAGGAUACGUUAAAACCAACUUCACAUGGUGUCAGGAGCGGGAUAUAA